Messenger RNA from Porites evermanni, 1706 nucleotides. Lineage: Eukaryota; Metazoa; Cnidaria; Anthozoa; Scleractinia; Poritidae. The record is from the annotation of a GenBank genome assembly.
CUAGGAUCGCCAAUUCUUGGCAGGGUCACAGCAACAGGUUUGCUGAUCAGGUCUUCUUUAGAUCCUACAUCCUGCGGUAUAUUCGGUUGCCGUCCUUUGCACUGUUUAACUGUCAAUUUAUUACUUAUUUUGGGGGCCGUAGGUCUUUUAAAUUUUAUGGAUCCGAUAUGCAAUUCAAUUUUGCAUGUUUUUGCCCAUGUAUCUAAGGAUGGUUUUGUCCAUCCUACAUUUUCUUUGCGAACGUGACACUUGCUCUCUCGGGGAUACGUGAUAUGGCGUUAUUCUGUGAGUGCAGUUGAGUUCAAUGUUAGGGCUCUAAAACAGAGUCUGCAGACAGUGAGUGGGCAUUUUACAGCAGAGUUUCUCUGUUCGUUGCACCGUACUGACGAGCCAGAAAAGAGGCGAACAGCUGUCUACGGCUGUCGUGUUGAUAUCUUACAAAGUCUUCUCUUCAGCGCAUGGCGCUACUACGUAGGCCCGUAAGAGUCUCACCCCCAUAAGAGAUCGACCACCAUAAUGGGGAUUACGUUCUCUACUCUUUACCACUUUAUAACACUGUGUGGGUUCUUUAACGUCCUACAUAAUUUUUAUGUGCAAGGGUUGUGAGACAGGGCCUAUGGUUUAUCUUCCGGCCGAGAAGAAUAGAAAUUAAAGUCUAACCUCGUUUGCGGAUGUCUUUACAAAGGCAGCAUUUUCUCCUCAGUUAUUUAAAGACCUUAUACGAGUGUUGGUCAAGCCGGAAUUGAACCAACGGCUUCCCGCUCUGUAGAGCGGCGCCUAUCCAAUUGAGCUAACUGGGCAGCGGUAUAUUGAUGAUGAUGAUGAUAACGAUAACGAUAACGAUAACGAUAACGAUAACGAUAACGAUAACGAUAUUGAUAAUGACAAAGAUAAUAAUAACGAUAAUGAUAACGAAAACGAUAACGAUAACGAUAACGAUAUUGAUAACGACAAAGAUAAUGAUAACGAUAAUGAUAACGAAAACGAUAACGAUAACGAUAACGAUAACGAUAAUGAUAAUGAUAAUGAUAACAAUAACGAUGACGAUAACGAUAACGAUAACGAUAGUGAUAAUGACAAUGAUAGUAAUAAUAAUAAUAAUAAUAAUAAUAAUAAUAAUAAUAAUAAUAGUAAGAAUAAUAAUCAAAUAUACAGCCGUAAUAAUGAAAAGUGGAACACCCGGGUCAUUCAAACUGAAAGCAUUGCUUUAUCGAGCCAAGGGAAAGAUUUAUAGAUCACUGGAUGAGGACAGUGAAGGCUACAAAUAUCUCGGGAUAAGUAGAUGAUAUAAAGCAUUCAGAGAUGCAGUGAAAGGGAUCACAGAGACAGAAUAUUACUGCAGAGUCAGGAAGAUCCUGAAGUCAAAACUAAACGGAGGGAAUGUAAUUGCAGCCAUCAACUUAAGGGCGGUCUUGGUUGUGAUAAGGUACAGGAAUCAUGACUGGACCAAGAAUGAACUUGAGGAAAUGGACAGAAUUAAAAAGACACCACGUACCGAAGCUCCUGACAAUCUAUCGAUCACCCCUAGGAAGAAGUUACAAUAGGCUUUACGUCAUUAGAAAGGAGCGGGGAAGAGGACUUUAAAGCAAUGAAGACUCAGCGCAGGCGGAAAUCGAAGGACAUGGUAAUUUUGUUGAUAGCAUCAAAGAAAAGGUGAUAGAAGCAGUAGCGCAAGGGAAGGUGCUGAAGAGGAGCGAGGAUUUUAA